Messenger RNA from Varroa destructor (honeybee mite), 1385 nucleotides. RefSeq lists its product as uncharacterized. The record is from RefSeq and is a predicted model, not a curated record. Lineage: Eukaryota; Metazoa; Arthropoda; Arachnida; Mesostigmata; Varroidae.
CAGGAACGCUAACAUUUAGUAUGCCCCCCCACAUUUACAGUUAUCAAUUCCCUUGAAAAUAGAGUUCAUCUAUCUAUAUCAAAAUUGUAACAGAGCGUAAACAUUUUACUAGACCAAUCGAUUUUUCACCCGUAUAAGCUUCCCCUGUGGACGACUCUAGGUAAUCGGACAUCGUAUAAUACCUGCUCUCCAAAUACUGUCCAUUAUAUUCCAUUGAAUGGCUUUGGGCCAUGCGUUAUCUUCGAAACCCAAAUACUGUCGAGUGCGAUGACCUCCAUCCUGAGCCUCAGGGAUAUUAGAUUCAUGUUACAUUAUGAAAUAGAUUAGUACUCUUUAGUCCAUUUCGCCGUAUUAGGCCAUAUCGGGCCAUCGAUGCACCAAGCAUCGAUCGAGGCAACUAGGUCAAACAAAAUGAUCCAGUCAACACAAAAAACAUAUAGCCCGAAUAACUCUCGCCACUAGAGAGUUACUUUUCGACCGUCUCAUCACGAUACGUGAUUAGAAAAGGUAUUCCUUGUGCUGCACCAAAAUUCUAUUGGUUGUGAACUUACCCUAUCCGGAAGCGUUCCUUAUCUAACGCUAUUCAGUAGUAAGUGCCAGAAGGCUGCUGAAACUCGAGGGAAGUCAGUAAAAAUUAGUCAGGAAAAUCAAGCAGAACAACAAAGUACUUCAAUGAAGAGUGAAACUUGGGGAGCACCUUUCAAAUGUAUGAUCUGCGGAGAAUUGCACAGUGAUAAACUGCAUCUCGGUCAGCACUUCGAAACACAUCAUGCUGGACGUAGCCAAGAAGCAGGCCAACAGGUGUCAGCCGUCACUCCAGAAGACGACAGUAAACCGUCCACUUCCUCGGCGCCGUCAGUCAACACAGCCGAAUUCCCCGCAAGCAGCACUUUAAACAGCCAUAGCCUUCAGCAUGUCAACGUGCCGCACGCCAGUUACACGUCAACGCCCAUCAGGGGACCUGGCGGACAAAUUCUUGGAUGGAUCAGAACUCCAAUACGAAGUGGCGGUACAGAUGUGAACAAUCCAGCAUCCAUUUUCCAUCAUCAGUUCUCCACGCCCCUGAUGAGCCCAUUGGUACAUGGGCCAUCCUCUCAGUAUUCACGUCUUCCCACAGAUAUCGUUUACAAGGAGGAACCGGAUGAAUAUGUGAGCGAUUACUUCCUGUCGCCUUCAUAUCCCGACCCUCUUUUUCAUCAUCAUUCGCACUCGAUCGGACACCCCCCACCUCCACAUGGCCAGCAUCAGCUCUCUGUCCCCCAGCAUCAGCACACUCAGCAGCCCCUUCAAGCGCAGUCAUUCUAUUACGGCAACCCUGCAAGCUACGAGACCCGUCCCGGCGACUAUGGAUCGGCGAGCUAUGGCGGAUGAUGUUGCCUUAAAGC